Molecule: messenger RNA, 2256 nt
Organism: Didymosphaeria variabile
Lineage: Eukaryota; Fungi; Ascomycota; Dothideomycetes; Pleosporales; Didymosphaeriaceae
Gene: ASE1
Product: Microtubule bundling protein
Exons: 3
Coding region: 1-2256 (751 amino acids)
Biological process (GO): microtubule cytoskeleton organization; mitotic spindle midzone assembly
Cellular component (GO): cytoplasm; spindle; mitotic spindle midzone
Molecular function (GO): microtubule binding
Source: RefSeq, a predicted model, not a curated record
AUGGACACGAGCUACCUGGCCCAGCAAGUCACCACCAUCAUCGGCCAGCUGCACGGUCUUUUCGACGAGAUCGGUGUCGCCAGCCAUGAGCGCGACUCGCGCGAGGCCGAGCUCUUCUCGGCGCUCUCAGAAACCCUCCACAGUCAGCUUAAGCAGACGACAAACGAGAAGCAUGAAAUGACUGAGGAGGCGGAACGCCUUAUUCGGACAAUCCGCCAGAUGGAGGCCUCGCUUGACGACAACAAGCCCAACCCCAACUACGAGAUUGAUGAUGGCCUCGACGUCACCUACCCAUUGACGCGCUGCCUCAAGGAGCUGAAGGAGAAGUACAGCACCGUCAGCAAACUGCACCGCGAGCGCUUUGAGCAAGUGCGCAAACUUGCCGAAGCCCUCGAAUCCUACGCAUCACAUCUAGAUAGAGACUUCGUGCAGAUCAAGCUCCCUCCCACCGCGCCGAACGCUGCCAUCUCACCAGCUUUCGACAUUUCGCCAUCUUACGUCGCUUCUCUCGACCACGAGUUCUCUCGCGUAUACGAAGAGUACAACCGCCGCUUGAACACCGUCCAGGUGCUAUGCCAGGAGAUGAUCCAACUAUGGGCGGAGCUAGGCACGCCGCAGGCACAGACAGACACUUCGGUCGUCAAGUACCACCGCGAGGCUCCGGAGCAGCUUGGCCUGCACAGCGAGGACAUCGCUGAGCUCAAGGCGAAGAAGGAGCGCUUGGUCGAGGAGAAGCGCGGGCGCGAGCGACGAUUGGGACAAUUGCGCUCCACGAUUGAAGACCUGUGGGAUCGGCUGAACGUCGACCAGGCGGAGCGCAAGCAGUUCUUGGCUGGUAACCGCGGCUGUGGCCUGCGAGCGAUCAAUGAGUUCGAGGACGAGCUUGCGCGAUUGAAUGAGCUGAAGCGCCAGAACCUGCACAUCUUUGUCGAGGAAGCGCGAGUGAAGUUGCAAGAGCUCUGGGACGCGUUAUACUUCUCUGAGGAAGAGAUGCUUGACUUUACGCCUGCGUUCUCCGAUGUCUGCACCGACGCCCUUCUCUCAUCGCAUGAAGCCGAAAUUUCCCGCCUAGAAGUACUUAAGGAACAGCGACUGCCGAUUCUCCGGAAGAUUGACAGGCAUCGCGAGCUUAUCAAAGAGCGCGAAGACCUUGCGCAAUCAAGUCAGGAUGCGUCUCGCCUGAUGGCCAAGGGACAGAAGGGAGAGAGGCGCGAUCCAGGUAAAUUGCUUCGAGAAGAGAAGAUGCGCAAGCGAAUCUCAAAGGAGCUGCCCAAGAUUGAAGCCGAGCUGAAGCAGACGCUUGAGCAAUGGGAGGACGAGUAUGGCCGGCCCUUCUUGGUCCUGGGCGAGCGCUAUCUCGACGAGCUGUACGCCUGCGCUCAGAAAGCUCCGCCACCACGAUCAAAGACUCCCUCUGCAGCUCCCAUGCCUGUGAAAGGGCACGCAAAGUCCCAGUCGGUUAGCUCGGUUAGUCGGCCGGCGACUGUCCGUGGUCCGCCUCCUAGCAGAUCGAAGACACCUGCAUCGAGUUUCAGUUCAAGCACCAUGGGACGCAACCCGUUCGCAAGCUCGACUAUGUCGACAGCCUCAGCACAGAAGAGCCCUUCCAAGAUCCCCGCUCGUGCUCCGUUGAAGACAAUGCAACAUGGUGGUAAUUCACCGGAACGAAGGAUGGCCCCGCCGUCCCGCGAAGACCUCAGGGAGUCAACGAUGCGAAAGAUGCCGCCACCGAUGGCACCCCCGCCACGCAUGAAGGACUUGUUCGUGCCUCCGGAUCCAGUAGCAACACCCAUGAACCGUUUCGACUUCAACCGCGGUGAGCGGAGCGAGAGCGUCGUACGCCAUGUUCCACCUGAGGAUCCCUACGAUGACCGUAGCUACCUAUCGCAAACGAUUCGCUCCAACUACACGCCGCAGUACAUCCCUCCGCAAGGCAGGCAAAUAUCCCAGACUUCGUCAACAGGGACCGGUGCUACCAUGCAGUCUGGCUCCGAAAAUUGGGAGACAUUCAGUGAACAAUCGGACGACCCGCCUGAGCGCGACGUUGACCUCUACUACCACCGCCAGCAGAUGGCCCGCAACAAGCGCUUCACUCCCGAUGGUGGACACGCUUCGUCGCCCCGUGGUGUGAAUGGCAAGAAGAUACGAGCCAUUCGUCCGGUAGAGGGCGACUACAUGGUGGAACAAGGCGGGCAGUUGGUCCGCGCGAUAUCGGGCAGCGAGUGCGGAUGGACCGACGAUGGCGACGCGUUCUAG